AUGGCGCAUAUAAUCGACGGGGAAGAGUUCUCCGGUGAGCAUUUGCUCACAAAAUUCACAGAGAAAGAAAGGAAGGUGAUGAAGCCCAAGCACUGCAUGCGGCGGUGCUUUCGAUACGCAGGUUGUGUGGCCUUCAACUACCACUACUUUGACGAUUUCGACAUUUGCGAGCUCUUCUCAGCAGUCGGGCCAACAAUAGAGAACACUGCUAAUGUCACACGAGGCUUCUUCUCCUCCGACUGCGACGUAAUUGACGAUUUUUAUGAUUACCGCAUGUCCAGAGAAGUCUCCAUCAUCUUCAAAAAAGUGUCUGAGUUCGUCGACGACGAAGUCAGAAAAAAUCUACUCACGGAUGUUUUGACAGUCAAUAAUCUGCGACCAGAUAUGAACAACAAGUGGAAUCUAACAGCGCUCGGGCGAAAUGGAGAUACAGGUUUGAGCGAAGCAGAACGCUUCAAGUUCCAAGUGACGGAAUUUCCACUCGGUGAGCACACCAUGUGCCAUUUCAAGUUCGAAGUCGACCGAGUGGUGAGAGUUAACUCGGAACGAGAUAACAGUGAGUACAUAAAAGAGUUCUUCGGGUCCGACGAUGUCUUUGUCGCCAAUUUGUUUAAAAUCAAGUGGCCCGAGAACAUAGAGCUCUAUGACAUCGAAGCGUCCCCGUCCGACAUUCGCAUUGUCUCCUCGCAAGAGUACUAUGGAAUGAAAGGGAGAAAGGCAGAUCGCGUUGAUGGUAAAUGCACUGCGUUAGCAGGAGAGCUCAAGUGCACUUGCGGGCCGGGUCUUUAUUGGGAAGAUGGAGCGUGCAAGGACGUUGACGAGUGUCAGGAUGAAGAUGUCGGCAACUACAUCUGCGGAAAAAAUCAGGAACGGGAAUGCUGGAAUCAGCGCGGCUCAUUCAACUGCAUAUCAUACCCAGAGCAUGACGAGUUUAAAUCCGCAGCUGCUCAGCGAAUCGCCAUUCUUAUUGCCAGACAAGAAAAACUGCCAAAACGAUUCGAUUACUCAACAUGGGUUAUGAACAUCAUCCUCUUCAUGGACGAAAUCGACAACGUUUCAAUCGACGGCAACUGCACUAAUCCCUUCAACUAUGACCAUUUCGAUUCUGCUUACGACAUCGCGCGCGCUGGAGACACCAAUAUCUGGUUUCAACAGCUUUACGAGAAAGUAUUCUGGGUCUUCAAAGAUUGCGACAAGUACGGGCGGAUGAAAGAGUAUUUCCGAAAAGUCCGCCGCCUCUAUCGCCAAGGAGUGCGCUCUGGCAAAAAUCCCGACAUGUUUACCGACUUGAACGAGGAACACAUGCUCGCGAAGUUUUCCUCGGCUGACUACGAAGAAGAAAAUUACGAAGACUACUUCCAGGAGCGCUCAAGGAAACUAGAAUCAAAGUUGAUAUCUGCGCCUCGAAAGGAAGACCACCAUCAAGCAGCUCGAAAUGAAUUCGAAAGCAUCGACUGGAGCUGGACGGAUGACUACAAUUGGUCGUAG
Oikopleura dioica is the source of this 1488-nucleotide messenger RNA. Lineage: Eukaryota; Metazoa; Chordata; Appendicularia; Copelata; Oikopleuridae. The record is from the annotation of a GenBank genome assembly.